AUGUCACACACAUCAGGCAACGCCUGGCGCUGGAGUGAGGAUUCUCACAUCCCAUUUUGCUAUAUGGAUACCGCCGGCAUGGUCCAGUCUAUGAAUCCCCAAGCAACAACUUCAGCAGGUUUAGGGAGAGCAACCGUUGCUGCUCCCAUCAUGCCAAUAAGCUCUUACGGUGGCAGCACUUUCAACAUGCCCAAUAGCCAUCAGCAGAUUCCACAGAACUCGUAUGGCUUCACAUCUUACAACGAUGGUAGCUUGACCACUAUCAUCCCAACUUACGGAGCCAAUUAUAUUCAGCCACGACCUCUUCCCGGCAUGAUGCAAUCUUAUGCUCCUACUCCAAAACAGGCACCUUUCAACGGAAGCAGCCGACAAGGAUUUGUGGGAAGUACGCACCAAAAUCAAAGUCCUCAAAUCAAGCCUGAACCUUCAUGGGCAACACCUGCAGGUCAAAAAUCACCACCGAAAACUCAAUCAACCCCACCACCUAGCAAAGACAUAAAUCCUCUUCCUUUGACUGGCUCUGAUGAGGCACACAUUGGGAGCACAGCAAUUGACCGACUUAUGAAGGUCAUUCAAACCAAAACACAAACAUUGCAAACGCAAUUACCACCUAUCCCUCAGAUUACACCUGUGGUAGGUGCACCCCACACCCUCCCUCGACAGGAUUCAAUGUAUCGAAGAUUUUAUGGAUAUGAGAAAGAAGAAAAGCAAAUGCUUACAUCUGGUAAGGGUCCGAGCGAACCAGGACACUCUAAGAGAAAAGAGAAGAAGUAUCGAUGCACUUUCGAGAAUUGUCCAUCAAGUUUCCCACAGAAGACACACUUGCAAAUCCAUCUUCGAAAGCAUACCGGUGCAAAGCCAUAUACAUGUAGCUGGAAAUCUUGCGGCCGACAAUUUUCUCAACAAGGAAACCUCAAGACGCAUAUGAAUCGUCACAGUGGCGAACGACGCUUUCCUUGCGAGAUAUGUGGCAAGCGUUUCGGACAACCAAGCAAUCUGAGUGCUCAUAGAAUUGUUCACACGGGCGAAAAACCAUUUACAUGCAAGCUCGACGGAUGCGAGAAACGUUUUACACAACUGGGCAACCUCAAAUCUCACCACAACAACUUUCACCAGCAAACAAUUGAAAAUCUCAUGUUGAAACUUGAAAGCGGCGAAAUCGACUUGGAGGCUAACAAGGAAUUCUGGUCUUACUUCUUCACUCUUUACAAAAACAGUAAUAAGGGCAUCAAAGGACGAGGCAAAGAUAGAAACAUCAGUCCCCGAAGUCGAUUAUCCAAGAGCGGCCAUGCAAGUACUGGUACAAAUGCUAGUCGUUAUAUUUCGUCUAACAUGCGAAGUUGUCAUGGACUCAUGGGCGUGGACGCAACCUCACCAUUCAGUAGUGAUGUAACGAUGUACGAUUCCGAUGCGAGUCUGAGGAGUCAUACGAGUGGAAGCAUGAGUGUACACAGUAGUUAUGGUUCUGUCUCCAGCGAGGGAACAGCAUCUACCUGCUCAAGUUUCUCAGAUGAAAUUUCUGGAGAUUAUAAGGAUCAUCGUGGUGGCAGCUCAAGAGGCGGAUUGGCUUUUGGAGAGAGGCUGUACUAA
Botrytis byssoidea is the source of this 1590-nucleotide messenger RNA. RefSeq lists its product as uncharacterized. NCBI's taxonomy places the organism in Eukaryota, Fungi, Ascomycota, Leotiomycetes, Helotiales, Sclerotiniaceae. The coding region runs from base 1 to 1590 and encodes 529 amino acids. The transcript is spliced from 4 exons. Gene Ontology annotation, biological process: regulation of transcription by RNA polymerase II. Gene Ontology annotation, cellular component: nucleus. Gene Ontology annotation, molecular function: DNA-binding transcription factor activity, RNA polymerase II-specific; RNA polymerase II cis-regulatory region sequence-specific DNA binding. The record is from RefSeq and is a predicted model, not a curated record.